CUACCCCCCGCCGCAGAGGAGAGAGAGAGAGAGAGAGAGAGAGAGAGAGACUCAUUCCGCCGCGCUUGGAACCAAACACCCACAGCCAUGGAAAUCGUGCGAUCCCAACGGCAGCUCGCGGCGGCGGCCGCAGCCGCCAGCGGCGGAGGCAGCGGCGCGGGGGCCCUGCCAACGUACCGUGUGGCGCCGCAGCUGGAGGUGCGGCUGGAGGAGUUCGAGCUCUUCGCCAUCGACCGCCUGCGAGUCCUGAAGGGGAUCUCGGAUGGGCUAUCGCGGGGGAAGAGGCCAGAGGAGAUGGAGAAACUGGUAAGUGAAUUGUGGAAGGCACAUAUGAGGCACCAGGAUCCAGCAGAGGCUUUGAACAAGGACAUAAUAUCUCACUUUGUGCUCCGUCUUGUAUACUGCAGAACGGAGGAAUUGCGUAAGUGGUUUCUCUCCAUGGAAAAUACACUGUUUCGGUAUCGCUUUCGUCUCGAGAGUCCUGAAUCACAGAGGCUUCUUAUGAGUGAGUUUCAGCUUCCAUACAAAGCAUUGCCACACUCGGAAUUCGAGGCUGUGAAAGAUAAGUUAAGCCAAGUUGCACGUUCCAUCGGUCAAUCGGCCAGCGUUGAAUCUGUGUUCUUCAAGGUACCUUUUGAAGAAGUUCCAGAUCUUGUUGCCAGCCGCCGAGUAUUCCUUUCAAAGGGCUAUGCUUAUGUUGCGAUGAGUCAGGUGGUUUCACUUGUGGUAACUCAGUUCCGCUGCAAUAUCUCAAAGGCACUUGUUUUAACAAAUAGGAAAUGGACUGCGACCAUUAAGGAACAAGAAAAGGACAGGUUGACUCCUAUUGUUGAGGCGUUAAGCAAUGCAUAUUUUGGACCUGAUUACUCUCAGCCAAAUGAUGCUACCGAGAUUUCGCCGAAGGAUAUUGAUCAACUGGCUAGAACUUCUUUCCCUCUUUGUAUGCGCCAUAUGCUAGAGAAGUUGAGAGAAAACCAUCAUCUCAAACACGGGGGUAGAAUGCAGUUUGGUCUUUUCCUCAAGGGUGCUGGGCUAAAGCUGGAGGAUGCUCUCACAUUUUGGAGAUCGGAAUUCUCUCAGAAGGUUGGCUCUGAGCGAUUUGACAAGGAAUAUGCAUAUAGUAUCAGACACAAUUAUGGAAAAGAAGGAAAACGAACGGAUUACACUUCAUAUUCAUGUCAAAAGAUCAUCUCCGCUACACCUGGUGUUGGUGAUCAUCAUGGUUGCCCUUAUCGACAUUUUGGUGAAGAGAACCUGAGAGCAGCUCUCAACAAUAUGGGUGUCGGUGGAAAUGCUUUGGAAGGGAUACUCGAUAAAGUGAAGAACAGGCAUUAUCAGCUAGCUUGCACAAUGACUUUUGAGGCAACUCAUGGUGUCUCAUGUGAUACCGGAAUCAAUCAUCCUAAUCAGUAUUUCAGCGAAAGCCAGAAAGUCUUGCAAGCUAAGAACCAAACAGUACAGAGUCAGUUAUCGACCUAAGUUGGGAUGCUCCUGCAGAAAGCAGUCCAUCCACCAAGUAGAAACCCAGCAGCUCGGUGUCGAAUCAAGAGUGGUGCUUGACUGCAAAGUUGCCAGUACAUGGAGAUCAAGUUUGCUCAUGUUUAGCCUGAUGUGUGGAGCGAGUUCUGCUGCUCGCUGGGGUUCGGGGAGUUCCAACUGCCGGUCCAUGGCGUCGCAUCCUGUGCCACUAUUAGCAACAUAAGAGAAACUUAAUCUAUUGUCGUACAACAGUGCUCGGUCAAAAUGAGAGCGAAUAGAGAUUGAUAUGGAUUUUGGUAGUACUGUAAUCUUCUAGUACCACCGACUUGUGAACACCCUGAUCAGUUGUGCUGCUUCUUGGAGAGGAAUAUUAUGGAGUAGGUACGCAUGUUCUUCAUUUCAUAUAGGCAUCUGUUGAUGUUUUGUAGAAGGCAGAAAAAUCACUAAAUACUGACCAGAGAUAUCCUACUGCCAUCUUACUGUUAAACAUUUG
This is a messenger RNA of Triticum dicoccoides, 1972 nucleotides long. Its product is annotated as probable DNA primase large subunit. Gene Ontology annotation, cellular component: alpha DNA polymerase:primase complex. The record is from RefSeq and is a predicted model, not a curated record. Gene Ontology annotation, biological process: DNA replication initiation; DNA replication, synthesis of primer. Bases 88 to 1479 code for a protein of 463 amino acids. The transcript has 20 exons. Lineage: Eukaryota; Viridiplantae; Streptophyta; Magnoliopsida; Poales; Poaceae.